Messenger RNA from Staurois parvus, 299 nucleotides. Lineage: Eukaryota; Metazoa; Chordata; Amphibia; Anura; Ranidae. The record is from the annotation of a GenBank genome assembly.
AUGUAUGUGAAAUGGUUUGAUGCAGUGAUGUUUUACUAUGUGAUUUUAGUGAUUUUAGUGAAUGUCACUUUUUGUCAUUUUCAAAUUUCCCACCAUUCUGUCCCCCGUACGUCCCGACGUCGCAGAUGGAUGCCGGCAUCCGCCUGAGGACAUUACAGGGGACACUGCAGGAGGGACAUCGCAGGAGCGCAGGACAAGGUAAGAGAAGAACAGAUCCCAGAGCAGCACCGCAUGGUAAGCCCGAGUGUAGCUCGGGGUUACCGCUUGUGCUACACUCGGGAAUACCGCCAGGGAGGCUA